CCCGGCUUCGCCGAGGGCAGCGCUUCGCUCCUGGGAGCCCAAAGCCACGUCGACUGCCGCAGUUUCCUGGGGCACAAGGCCGUGUACCGCAUGGGCUUCGCCAUGGCCGCCUUCUUCUUCCUCUUCGCCGUGAUCAUGCUGUGCGUGAGGAGCAGCAAGGACCCGCGAGCGGCGGUGCAGAACGGGUUCUGGUUCUUCAAGUUCCUGGUCCUGAUCGGGAUCACGGUGGGGGCCUUCUACAUCCCCGACGGGUCCUUCACGUCAGUCUGGUUCUACUUCGGUGUGGUUGGCUCCUUCCUCUUCAUCCUCAUCCAACUCAUCCUCCUCAUCGACUUUGCCCACUCCUGGAGCCAGGUGUGGCUCCGCAACGCAGAAGAGAGCAACGCCAAGGGCUGGGAAGCAGCUCUCUGCGUCGUCACCCUCAUCUUCUACGCCACCUCCAUCGCGGCCGUGGUGUUGCUCUAUGUCUACUACACCAAGCCUGAUGGCUGCACAGAGAACAAGGCUCUGAUCAGCCUCAACCUCAUCUUCUGCAUCGUCAUCUCCGUUGUGUCCAUCCUGCCCAAGAUCCAGGAUGCUCAGCCCCACUCCGGCUUGCUGCAGGCCUCCCUCAUCACCCUGUACACCAUGUUCAUCACCUGGUCCGCCCUGGCCAACGUACCAAACCAAGCCUGUAACCCCACGCUGCUGGUGAGGAACAGCACCAGUGCUUCGAUGGCUGUGGGGCAGCUGACAACCUGGUGGGACGCCCCGAGCAUCGUGGGGCUGGUAAUCUUCAUCCUCUGCACACUCUUCAUCAGCAUCCGCUCCUCAGACCAUGCCCAGGUCAACAAGUUGAUGCUGACGGAGGAGAGCACAGCCGGCGCAGGUCGCGGGGAUGCUGCGUUGGAGAGCGGACCACACCGCGCCUACGACAACGAGCAGGACGGUGUGUCCUACAACUACACCUUCUUCCACCUCUGCCUCGUCCUGGCUUCCCUCUACAUCAUGAUGACGCUCACCAACUGGUACAGGCCUGAUGAGAGCUUGCAGAUGAUGACAAGCCCCUGGACUGCUGUUUGGGUGAAGAUUUCCUCCAGCUGGGCUGGGCUCCUGCUCUACCUCUGGACGCUGGUGGCUCCCCUUGUACUGCCCGACCGAGACUUCAGCUGAGGUGGCCUUGGGGAUCCCUCUGUUGGGGCCCGAGCGGCUGAAGCCUUGUGACCAUGAGCUAUUCUGGUGCCCCCACCUCCUCCAUGAGUCUGGGAACAGCCUCAGCCUCUGCCUUAGCCUUGGACUCAAUUUUUGCACCUGAGAAUAGCUGCUCUGAGUCGUGCCUUCUUGCAGGUUUUCUGUUUUAGUUUUAAAGGGAUAAAGUGCCAAGCAGGGAAAAUCAGCAAAUAAGAGAGGUGUGAAACACUCGAGGAUGUUUUUAAAGCUCUUGUAAUCUCCAUGUUUGUCUAAGUGCCUUUGAUGGUGCUCCCAUCCCCUCUUCCUUUAGCAGGAGACAGCUGAAUUGCCUUCAGAGGGUUUGGUUGUUAUUAACUGCUUGUGUUGGUGCCUCCUGGGGACCGUGGUGCCUUGUGGAGCAGGUCUGGGAGCUGCAGUGUAAUGUGGACGGUGGGACUUGGCUAAAGGCCAGAGCCUGCUGGCCGCAGCAAGGAGACGGUUUGCCUGCCCAAACAGCCUCGAGGAGAACCAACUCCUGGGGGUGUGUGGCCAGAGGCAAGCGUCCUGCUGCGUUGGCCUCCCUCCCUGUCUCCUGCGUCCCUGCCAGCCUUGGAGAGUGGCACUGGGCUCCUCUGAGCCCUCUCCUUCCCCAGCGCUGUCCACUGGGCAGAUGGGCCCCUUCCUUGGCUGUUGCUUGAGCGUGAGUUGGGUUUUCCCGCUGGCUGCUCUGUUUUGGGUCAAGCCCCAGUGAAUUGCCUUGUCAAUAAAGUCUUGUUUGGAAAAUGAA
Messenger RNA from Struthio camelus australis, 1936 nucleotides. The record is from RefSeq and is a predicted model, not a curated record. Lineage: Eukaryota; Metazoa; Chordata; Aves; Struthioniformes; Struthionidae.